This is a messenger RNA of Mustela lutreola (European mink), 548 nucleotides long. It is a transcript of the gene TXNDC17, whose product is annotated as thioredoxin domain containing 17. The coding region runs from base 65 to 436 and encodes 123 amino acids. The record is from RefSeq and is a predicted model, not a curated record. Gene Ontology annotation, cellular component: cytosol. The transcript is spliced from 4 exons. Lineage: Eukaryota; Metazoa; Chordata; Mammalia; Carnivora; Mustelidae. Gene Ontology annotation, molecular function: protein-disulfide reductase [NAD(P)H] activity.
GCCCCGCACGGGACCCCGCCCCGAGACCGCGGCCGCGCCCCCCGAGACCCCGGCCGGCGGAGCGAUGGCUGGCUGCGAGGAGCUGAGCGUGCGCGGCUUCGAGGAGUUCAGCCGGGCAGUGGAGCGGCACCGCGACAAGACCAUCUUCGCCUACUUCACCGGCUCCAAGGACGCGGGCGGGCAGAGCUGGUGCCCCGACUGCGUGCAGGCUGAACCGGUCGUUCGAGAGGGGCUGAAGCACAUGAGUGAGGGCUGUGUGUUCAUCUACUGCCAGGUGGGAGAGAAACCCUAUUGGAAAGAUCCAAAUAAUGACUUCAGAAAAAAUCUGAAAGUGACGGCAGUGCCUACACUACUUAAAUACGGAACACCCCAAAAACUGGUGGAAUCUGAGUGUCUUCAGGCCAACCUCGUGGAGAUGUUGUUCUCCGAAGAUUAAGAUUUGAUGAUGGCAACUGUGUCUUGAUGUCCUGAUUUGCUCUAGUACGAAGGCAACUGCAUACCUGCUUUGAAUUCAUGUUAGCAAUAAAGAAAUGAUGAUGUGAAACAAA